UAUGUCAUAUUGCCUUUAAUUAAUCUGUAUAAACUCUGUCAGUGUGAUUAAUUAAUAUUAAUUAAGUGUGUCGUCACAUUUAUCUGGUCUUUUAUUGAGUGUUUGUGUCGAUAACAGAGUGUCAUCUCUGCUAGCUUUAGUUAGCUAGCUUUAGCUCGUUAGCUAGUUUGGGGCAUAUGGAUCAACUUAAAGUUACUUUACCUGAUAAUUUAUGUUUCUUAUCUUAUUUUCAAAACACAUUUGAAUAUUUUACAGGCAGAUAUAGCUCUCUGUGCUCAUUGUCCGUUAUGUGCAGCCUGUUUUAAUUCUUCCUCGUCUUCUUAGAGUUUUAGUUUUACACAAAAAUAGGCUUGAAAAGAGUUUCUCACCAUAUAUUUCAAUCAUUAACAGACAGGUAUUAGUCUCUGUUGUUAUUGUUUGUGUGCAACCUUUUUUAAAUUCUUUUUGACCUGCUAAGUCAGAUGUUUAACACAAAAUAGGCCUGUAAAUUAUAUUUAAUAAUGUAUUUUAGUUAUUUACAGACAGGUAUUAGUCUCUAUUUUUAUUGUUGCUUGUGUGCAACCUUUUUUAAUCCCUCUAAAUGUUCAUUGUCAGUUGUUUUAGACAGAAAUAGGCUUAAAAAGUAUUGUUCAGGAUAUAUUUCAGUCAUUUAUGAGCAUGUAUUUUAUUUCUUUUGUCCUUGUUGUUUGUGUGCAGCCCCUAUUAGUUAUUCUCAGUCUGCUAAGUCUGAUGUUUAACACAAAAAAACCUGUAUUUGAUGACAUAUUUUGAUAAUUUACAGGCAGGUAUUCGUCUCUGUUGUCCUUGUUGUUUGUGUGCAACCUUUUUGAGAUCCUCUCUGACCUGCAGAGUCAGAUGAUUAACACACAACAGGCCUGUAAAAUAUAUUUAAUCAUGUAUAUUAAUAAUUAACAGACAGGUAUUAGUCUCUAUUGUCCUUUUUGUUUGCAUGCAGCCUGUUUUUUCAUUCUUGCUCGAUGACUUCCUCAUGCCAGCAUGUCAAUCAAGUGUGGCUGCUUUCACUUCUUGGCAACUCUUAUGAGUUUGUCGUUCAUUACAGGCUUUAAUGAGACUAAAAGAAGUCUUGCAGCACUAGUUGUGAGAUUGUCUGCAUGAAAUGUGUUUUAUAAACUGAAACAAAAGGGAAAUACACUCCUUUUCCCAUCACAACUGCAGGAUGGCUGGUCUUCACUUUCACUUUCGGUUUCAUUGAGUAAAAAGUCCUCUAACCGCAAACACUGCAGACAGAGAUCAAGUUUCCUUAAUGGACUUUUUGGGUACUUUCACAUCUCACAUGUAGUAAAAGGGUAAAUGAGGCCGAGGUGCCUCCCCAGCUGAUGCAUUCACUGAGAUGGAGGAAUGUGUAUUAACCCUUAAAACACCACUCUGAUGCAAAUUCAUUCUUUUCCGCCUAUUUUAAAACAGGAUUUGUUGUAGUCUUUGUGAUCAAUAUGAGACAAUGAUAACACAGAACUACAAGUCACUCAGCCGGAUAGGGAAAUGGUCGCCUCACCACUUCACCAGCACCAGCUACAGCCCUGACCACAUAGACGAACAACACCAUCUCUGCACCAUAUUACAGCAGUACUUCAUUUGACUUAUGACAGUAGCUUCUUUAUUUAACGUUACUGUAACUGCAGAUCACUUAAUGAUUUUGUAUUUUAAUAGUCUACAGUAGUUUAGAGGAGAUUUCAAAAUAUUGAGAUUUAUAUCAUGUAUCACAAUGUAGCCUAAACAUAUUUGGUGAUAUUAUUUUUAAGCCCUAUCACCUCGCCCUACUCCCUGUACACACACGACUGUGUAGCCACUUCAGACUCCAACAACAUCAUGAAGCUUGCUGACGACAGCUGUGGUGGGCCUGAUCACAGAUGACAGUGAAAAGGCAUACCUGAAAGAAGUUUAGGAUCUGACCUGCAGGUGUCAGUACAACAACCUCCUCCUGAACAUCAGAGAGACCAGUGAGCCUGGCGUCAACUUUGAGGAGAAGCCCCCUUAAUAUCAAUGGAUCCUUGGUGGAGAUAACUUCAAGUACCUCAGGGCCUGACCUGGGCACUGAGGAAGCUCCUUCACCUCAGACGCCUGAGGAAAUUCUGGGUAUCCCCUGCACUAUCGAGAGCGUCCUGACGAAUGUCACAGCCUGGUACAGAUACAGCAAAGAACACAUACUGAAUAGUCAGUGCUCUGCCAUUCCCAAAGAAUUUGUACACACCAGGCACUGUGGGAAUAAGGCCAGGAGAAUCAUUGAGGAUCCAAACCACCAGAUAACAGUCUUCUCUUGGGAAGAAGGUACCGUGAGAGGGUCAAGAAGAACAAGGAUCCGAAAUGAGAUGUCAUUCGCCAGCGACCGGCUGUACAAUGAAUACGUGCGGCGGAAAAUGCCGACCUUUGUGGACAAAGUGGACGUGGGAGAAAUCAUAUACCAUCUACCGUGCCUGACGGCUCAUGACAGGGAACACAUUGAGGCGAGGAGACAGAAUCGUGGGAACCGUGAAGGCGUGGUGAUGCUUCUGGACUGUCUGAAGAGGAGAGAAAACUGGCCGGAGCAGUUCAUCGAGGCCCUCGAGGCGUGUGAGCAGUGUACCCUGGCAGCUGAGAUGAGAGCAAAGUACAACACUCUGAGAGGCAUCAGGCAGGCUGCUGUUGCUCCGCCAGCUGAAGUAUCAGCUCCUCCAGAGCCAGCUGAAGCAUCAGCUCCUCCAGAGCCGGCUGAAGCAUCAGCUCCUCCAGAGCCGGCUGAAGCAUCAGCUCCUCCAGAGCCAGCUGCCCAGGCCUCACCCCCUGUGCAGCCACAAGCCCCCCAGAGCUCAGCAGCCCAAGUUCCUGAGGCUGUUUCCCCACCUGAGCCUGUCCCAGAGCCUCCACAGUCCACUCAGGCUGAAGUGGCACCUCCUCCAUCAACACCUCCUCCUUCCCCUGCCACCCCACACACUCAGCCCACUACACCCCCACCUCCUCAGAGGAAGACUAAUUCUCACCAGGAGCCGGUGGAGAACUCUGAAUCAGACAUCCAGGAUGUCUCUGCUGAUGAUGUUGUGAUCCCUGAUCAGGUGAGCGCAGGAAACAGAGAGGUAUCCAUCAGCUCUGUGGACGCUCCUCAACCAUCCCAUCCUGUUGAGCAGUGUGAAACAGACACUGCGUCCCCAGAUCCUCUCCAAACAACAACCACCUCCACAGAGGUCAGUCCACCACAGAGUCCCUCUGCAGCUCAGAUGAACUCCGAUGUGACCGAUGGAUCCUCUUUCCUGACCCUGACCCCAGAGAGGCCUCCAGUCCAGGACACCAGCCCUCCUGGGGACUUCAAAGCUGUCCUGCAACCUGAAGAGACGUCUGAACCUCCUGCUGCACAGGUUGUUGAAAGCAGCCCGCAGACAGAAGCUGCAGCAACCACCUCCCCCCCGCCUGGUGCUGCUGGGAUGGGUGCCCCUCUGUGUGAUGACAGCUCUGUGUGUCUGAGUAAACCUGGCCCACUCAUCAGUGUCCACCCACUAAAUCACAGCAGCCCUACGAUCCCUGCACAAAGCUUGCCGGUGCCGCCCUACUCCGGUAAUAGUGAGCGUCUGGAAAUAAGCAGUUCUGUGUCGGAUGCUGUGACCACUGCCCAGAGUUCUACAUGCUCCUAUGUCAGCUCCACCACCGUGACUACAGCGUCUGCACCGCCAUGCCAGGAGACCGGCAUCACUCUGAACCAUAACGAACCGGAGGAAAACCACUACGAGUCUCCACGUAACAGUUUGGGAAUGCAGUCAGUGCAGGAGCACGUGGGGCACGUAUCUGAGGAGCCGUCUAUCCUUAACCUCGACGGCCAAAACUUGACACCACAAGUUCCAGCUGUUGGCAGUGAAGCAGCCAAAGAGAUGACCUCUGCUCCACCACUGUCCAACACUGCUGCUGAUACUGUACCGAGUGUGAACACCUCCUGCAGUGAGAACCACCACCCGUCUGAGCCUACACCCACUGAUCUGUCAGCAGAGCAGAAGACACUGCAGGAUUCAGAGGAGAAGAUGGCCUGUCGCACCCUGACACCUAAUACAAAGUACAUUCUGAUCGCUGCAGGAGUGGGCGCCUGUGCACUGCUGAUGGCGUGGAGGUUUAAGCAUUAAGGGGAAGAUUUGGCUUUAAGGCUUUUUAAAGAGGAUCUUAAGGUUAUGGUGCCUUAUUGUAGUCACUGGACUGGGAUGGCGUGAGGCAGCUGUUUAACAAUUACCAUGUCGUUAAUUACGAGUAGGGGUGCCGGGAUAUUGUCAAUAACCACGAUUUUUAAAAAUGAAAUACUGAUAUCAUGGUAAAAAAUACACAGAUCAUAUUGUGUAAACAAUCCCACAGCUCUUAAAUAAUUUCGGUUUAAGUAUUCUCGCUCUGUCUCUCGACCUUAACGCCACCUGGUUGCCUUUUAACUAUCCGUUAAGUGUAACUGCUCCUUUUGUACGAUGUUGUAAAGUUACGAAUGUGCACUUGUGUAGCACCUUUCUAGCACUUUUACACUACGUGUCACAUUCACACAUUCAUACACUGGUGGCUGGGGCAACCGUACACGUUGCCACCUGCUGCUCAGUUAUACAUUUACAAGCACUCUCAGGGUGCGGUCACACAUGAGUGAUACAAACACCACCGAAAAUUCGCCUUCCGUUUAAUGUGAGCAGAACGGUGAAUUAAACGUUCACAUCAGGUGGCAAAGCAAAUUCCCAUCUUUGCAUCGCGUUGAGUUCAACUUGGGUGAACUUUGGCCCGCGGAAUCGCAGCCUCAGCCAAAAGACUCUUCACUGUUAGUAAACAGUAUGAUGUUUCUUGGUGGGUGGGGCUUAGCUGGAAGCAAACAAUUCGUCACAGACAUUAGCUAGCGCUAGUUAGCACGUUCUGUGGUGCAUUCAGAGAUACUAACUCCAAGUGUUGGAGCGCACUCUGGACACUCUGUCUGUGGAGAUGCACCAUGUCAGGUCACUCACUCUCCGGGACCGCCAGUGUUACUUGAAUAAGUAAACACUGACCAACGGGACCAGACUGGCCGACCCGUAUGCUCUCACUCAGUGGAUGGAUGAUGUCACAGGAAGCCAAUCUUACAAAGGAGGACCACACUUGUUUGUUUUGCUAUGGAAGCUAACGUUAGCUAAUGUGCUAAAAAGUUAGCGUUCCAGAGAAAUCCAAUAUUCCUCUUAAUCCCUCCCCAGUUUCUGAUGAGGUGGACAUGAUAACCCUUAAUACACAUAACCUUAUUCAUCCCUACAACAGGAAAUACUUUUUCCCUAACCUGAUAUGAAGUGUGCGCUGCACAUGUGAGCAUUUUUGAUGAUGGCCUCCGUCCAGUCCUUUGGUCUUAUCACAUUUAACCAUAGUUGUCUUUGUUUUUGUUGACGGGCAGUGGCGGCUGGUUUUGAGCCAUGACUCCUUCUAUUCUGGCUCCCAAUAACACAACAAGACAAACACAUUUUAACACUCCUAUGGAGCCUACAGCCCUGUGGGGGAGAGGCAGCUGCACCUCCAGGUGAUAGCUUUCUGUGUCGGCCACGUCAGGCACUGCCCACAUUCAGCACAACUACCAUGUGUGACCGUGCCCUCACUUGGGAGCAGUUUGGUGAAGGAGGAGUCAGGAACUGAACUGCUGAUCUUCAGAUUAGUGGACAACCUGCUCCACCUCCUGAGUCAUGGUUACAGACUCUCUCCACCUUCAUACACUCGUGUUUUCAGUAGGGCUGCCCCCUGAAAGUCAGAGAUUCGAAUCAUCAGUCGGAGACCCCUUAGUCGACUGAGAAUCUUCAAGUCGAGCAGUUUUCUCUUUUUUUGUCAGUCUGUGUGCAGUGUGCUUCUGGGGAUGUUUCAGUCCCCAGAUUUAGCUGCAGAGUGAGUGCUCCUCACUUUCAUGCUGCGGACACAGAGACAGCUGACCCUAAAGAAGUAGAGGCUUUGCCCCUGUCAGGCUACAGGAUAACGUUAUCUUCUGCCUUCUUUUAAGGAGGCAUUCAUUCAUUCAUUCAUUCAUUCAUUCAUUCAUUCAUUCGACACAGUCUCUGGCUUUUGUUUGACAUUUCCAAUCAGUCUUUAGCCCAGUUGGCUUGUUUACUAUUCAGUGUGAAUGUCACUGUCACCCUGAACGUCCCACUGAACCCAGUUCAAACCAUCAAACUCUUAUCUGUUAAAAGAGGAACAAAUAGUUGAAUAUUCAUGUGAAACAGAUAAAUCUGAUUGAACUGAGAUAAUCCUGAGUCGGGUACAGCUCUAAUUUUCAGUGUUAUUUAUUCACCAAAAAGACAAAAUGCACUAAAGAAAUUAAAGAUUCAUUUAAAUCAUAGUAUUUUUCUUUUUCAAAUUUUGUAUUGAUAUUGCGAUAAAAUCGUCAUUGUAAACUCUUUUGGCCAAGAUAACCAUGUAGUAAAACUACGAUGUCGUGCCAGCCCUCAUCACAAGCAUGUUGUAAAGUUGCACCAUGUUUUAUCACUUUAGUGUUGAACGGAGUCGACCCUGGUGAGCAAAAACCAAAUCUACUCUCUAAUUGAGAGCUUCAUGAAACUGAGAUGAGAUCUCAGGUUAUUUAUGCACUUGUUGCAAACCUGUGGUUUGUGAAGAUGCACUGAUGCUGUGUAUUAAUGACAGAAACAAACUGAUAUUAUAAAAAAUGUACAAUAAAAAUGUGUUGUAUUUUACAGGCUUUCACGGCUCCAAGUUUUGAGACCACUGGUCGGAUCAAACUGACUGAGCUUUCUGUCAAUCAUCUGGUGUCAAAUGUCUGAGAUGAACUUUAAGUUUUACAUAAGUUUUCUUCUCCUUUAAAUAGAAUCAAGUUUGAGAAGUCAUGUUCUGUGAGAUAAGAUUGUUUUCAGAACAGUAUUGUCAGUAUCAGAAAUGUCAGGAAAGAAAAACUUAAAUUUAGAAAGUUUUGCACAUAUGAAGAGGAUCUCUGAGCUGCACAUAUUAAAUGUAUUGUCAUUUAUCUCAAUUUGGUUGCUCUCUGUCUCUCUGUACAUUUUGAAUGUGCAUGUUGAAUAAAAUAAUAUAAAUA
Molecule: messenger RNA, 6991 nt
Organism: Epinephelus moara (kelp grouper)
Lineage: Eukaryota; Metazoa; Chordata; Actinopteri; Perciformes; Serranidae
Product: polycystic kidney disease protein 1-like 3
Exons: 4
Coding region: 2328-4100 (590 amino acids)
Source: RefSeq, a predicted model, not a curated record